Telopea speciosissima is the source of this 1088-nucleotide messenger RNA. Its product is annotated as 50S ribosomal protein L15, chloroplastic. The transcript has 4 exons. Gene Ontology annotation, biological process: translation. Lineage: Eukaryota; Viridiplantae; Streptophyta; Magnoliopsida; Proteales; Proteaceae. Gene Ontology annotation, molecular function: structural constituent of ribosome. The record is from RefSeq and is a predicted model, not a curated record. Bases 81 to 917 code for a protein of 278 amino acids. Gene Ontology annotation, cellular component: cytosolic large ribosomal subunit; ribosome.
GUCCGAUAACGUUAAAAGUGCCCCUGAACAACCUCCCUAUCCAUUUCGGAGAGCAGUGCUUGCUCAACUCCAGUUCUCCAAUGGCUGCUCUUCUGUCCCUUUCGUUGCCUUCACCAGCCAGAGUUUCUAUCCUCCCUCACUUCUCUUCACCAUUCAAGGGUAAUCUAAGUAGCCUUAAAACAAGCUCAUCUCAGAUUCAAACACUCAAAUUUCAACUAAUAAAGAGGAGGGAAAGAAGAUCAGUAGUAGUUCUCACCCGGGCUUCUUCUUCUUCUUCAUCUGCUGCGGCUACUGAAGUAGCUUCUGAUGUUCGUUUUCGGCUGGACAAUCUUGGGCCACAGCCCGGCUCGAGAAAGAAGGAUAAGAGGAAAGGGAGGGGUCAUGCUGCAGGUCAAGGGGGUAGUUGUGGGUUCGGGAUGAGAGGUCAGAAAUCGAGGUCUGGCCCUGGUGUUCGCAAAGGUUUUGAGGGUGGACAGAUGCCCCUUUACCGGCGUAUCCCAAAACUCAGAGGCAUUGCUGGAGGCAUGCAUGCGGGGCUGCCAAAGUUUGUCCCCGUGAACUUAAAAGAUAUAGAAGCUGCUGGUUUUCAAGAAGGGGAUGAAGUUUCACUAGAGUCCUUGAAAAAGAAGCGCAUAAUCAACCCAUCAGGAAGAGAAAGAAGGCUCCCGCUAAAGAUUCUAGGAGAGGGAGAAUUGUCGGUGAAGCUGAACAUAAAGGCUCGUGCCUUAUCAGAAUCAGCAAAAGAGAAGCUUCAAGCUGCUGGUUGUUCUCUGACACUGCUGCCUGGCCGAAAGAAGUGGGUUAAACCAUCGGUUGCUAAAAACCUUGCUCGUGCUGAAGAAUACUUUGCCAGAAAAAGAGCUGCUGCGGGUGGAGCUGAUCCAGCCCCUGCUUCAAGUGAUGCACCUUCCGCUUGAGGCUCAAUUCAUGUCAAAAACCCUCUCUCUAAAAUUAGGUGAGGCCUAACCUAAUCAGCGGAUACCUGUAGUUCUUCUUUUUUCUCCUUGUUCAGCUCUUAAGUUCUUGUAUCAUGUAUCUGAUUCAUUCUCACAAAGUUGUUUAAUUAAAUCCAAUAUGGAAUUUGUUUC